Messenger RNA from Polyodon spathula (Mississippi paddlefish), 4962 nucleotides. RefSeq names its product NACHT and WD repeat domain containing 1 (gene nwd1). Gene Ontology annotation, molecular function: protein binding. The record is from RefSeq and is a predicted model, not a curated record. Bases 3 to 4700 code for a protein of 1565 amino acids. The transcript has 19 exons. NCBI's taxonomy places the organism in Eukaryota, Metazoa, Chordata, Actinopteri, Acipenseriformes, Polyodontidae.
ACAUGUCUACUGAGAGAGAUGCUCUGCUGGACAAUGCCUACCCUGAGCUGCAGGCUUUCUGCCAGACUCUGGGCCUGGUGUUUGAGGUAGUGGAUAUGCGAUGGGGAGUGCGUGAUGCGAUAGCUGUGGAUCACAUGACAACUGAACUGUGCUUAAGGGAGAUACAGUCCUGCCAGAGAGUGUCUGUGGGGCCGAUCUUCACUGCUCUGAUUGGAAACCGCUAUGGUUACCGCCCCAUUCCCAGAGUCAUUGAAGAACAGGAGUUUGAGCUUCUUCUGUCCAAACUGAGCGCAGAUGAAAGUGCUACUCAGCUCCUCAAAGACUGGUUCUGGAAGGAUGAGAACUCAGUGCCCCCUGCCUACAUCCUGCAGCCCAUCACCACCCACCUGCCCCACUACAGCGACACCAGACCUGAGAGCCGGCUGCAGCACCAGCACGAUGUCGCGACAUGGUGGAGCACCGAGACACAACUUUCUCGUCUCCUCCGAGCAGCAGCUCUCCAGGCAGAGAAGGAGGGGGAGUUCAGCAGGGAGCUGAGGCACAGGUUCUUCAAAUCAGUUACUGAAUGGGAAAUUGAACAGGGUCUCCUAGCUAGCCAGCAGAGCAAUGCCUGCGUGCAUCUCUUUCUUCGAGAGCUGCCUGAUCUCAGUGGCUCUGUAAGUCACAAGAGUUCUUCCCAGUUUAUCGAUAUCAAGGAAGAUGGCUACAUCGACACUGAAGCCCAGGAACUUCUUUCCAGCCUAAAAAUGAAGAUUUGUAACAACAAUUCCAUCAAACUCAACGUGCACACUGUAGAAUUCAACACAUUGACAGACCCCUGCAACAAGGCACACGCCCAGUACCUUCAGACACUCUGCCAGCAGUUCGUCUCUGAGAUGAAACAGCAGAUUCUCCAAAGACACCAAAAGAGCCGGGCAGAAGAGAAGUGGGCUUGGCUUCUACAGGAGGUCGCCCAUCACAUGGCUUUGAGUGCCUCCAAAUGUGCUGUCUUCUGUGGCCGAGCAGACCUGCUAAACAGCAUCUGUGAAACCACCAAGGAGCAGGAUUCUGGCCACCAUGCUCCGCUGGUCGUCUUUGGUCCUUCUGGAAUAGGAAAGACCUCAUUGAUGUGCAAACUGUCCCAGGAACUCCGUCACACACUCGGGGAGGACUCUGUUCUGGUUUUGAGGCUUCUGGGAACAUCUCCCAUGAGUUCGGAGAUCCACUCCGUUCUGAAAAGCAUUUGCUUCCAAAUUUGUGCGGCUUAUGGGUUAAAGCAUCCCACUCUCCAAACAGUCAACGCGUACGAAGACCUUGUCCGUUUCUUUCAUAGCACGCUAGUGGCUGCCUCCCAGAAGAAGGCAGGAUCGUUGGUCCUGAUUCUGGAUUCCCUGGACCAGCUUUCCCCUACUGAUGGAGCUCACAGACUGCACUGGCUACCCAAGGAGUGUUCCAAAGGGGUCCACAUCAUCGUCUCCACUCUGGGGGAUGGGAAUCCCAUUCUAAAGGUCCUCCUUGGUGGGAUCCAGAACCCAGACAGUUACUUUGCUGUGGGGCAGUUGUCUCUCCAGCAAGGUGAGCAGGUGAUUCACACAUACAUGGCGGCGGCAGGGCGCAGUCUCACCCCUGCCCAGCACAGUCUCAUUCUCAGCAGCUUCAAUCAGUGUGGGCACCCAUUCCUGCUGAAGCUGGCACUGGAUGCUGCCAGGCAGUGGACCUCCUACACACCUGUGCCAGAGCUCCAGGGGGCCACGUCGACCAAGGAAGCCGUGUCCCAACUUUACGAGCGUCUUGAGAAACAGCACGGGAAGGUCCUUGUGACCCACGCUUUGGGGUUCAUUGUAUCGUCAAGGAGUGGUCUGACGGAGGCAGAGCUAAGGGACAUCCUGUCUGUGGAUGACGAGGUUCUGGCUGAUAUCUACCAGUACUGGCCUCCUCCCAGUCGCAGUAUGAUCCGCCUGCCCCCGCUACUCUGGACUCGACUGCGCUACGACCUAGGGGAAUACCUGGUGGAGAGGCAGGUGGAUGGAAACAAAGUGUUGGGACUCUACCAUAGGCAGUUCAUAGAAAUGGUCCAGGAAAGAUACUUGUCUGCAGAGCAGAAAUCCCGAAGACAUCAUGUCUUGGCAGAUUUCUUUAAAGGAACGUGGAGUCAGGGAGUGAGGAAACCGAUCUGUCUGCCUUCUCUGAAAACCAGUCUGAAUGCUGACCGAAAGGUGGCCUCUCAGCCUCUGUGGUUCACUGACAAUGUGGCCAAUCUGAGGAAGCUUCGGGAACUGCCUUUCCAUCUGCUGCAUGCCGGCCGCAGAGACGAGCUCAAACACAGCUUCAUUGGUAAUAUGGAAUGGCUUGUUUGUAAGACUCGGGCCUGUGGAAUUAGAAGUGUCAUUGAAGACCUGUGCAUGUGCGCUGAACAUACUGACUGCCCUGAAGUGCGGCUUGUGAGAGAUGCAUUUCUCCUUUUCAAACCAACCGUGGAUUUCAUCGAGGGACAAAUGGAUAGUUGUCUGCUGUACACCGAGCUUCUUGCCAGACUCCACUUCUUUGCGGACUCAUACUCUCUGAUCGGGUCCCUGUGCUCACAGUGCAGUGACUUUCUCAGCACCUCUCCCAACCCCACCCUCAUCCCCCUGUCUGGAUUCUUUCAGCCCCCUGGCGGGCCAUUAAAGACCACCCUGACUGGAUUUAAUAAAGGUAUCACAGUGCUGGAGCUGUGCUCACAGUCCAGGCUGCUGCUGGUCGGAGCGGAGGACGGCAGAAUGAUUGUGUGGAAUGUGAACGACACUGAAGUGAUCCACACCCUGACCGGACACACGGCGGAGGUGCAGUGUGUCAGGGUAAUUGGAAAGGGAUCUCGCUGUGUGUCCAGCUCCUGUGAUCAAACUCUGCGUGUGUGGAGCCUGGUGACCGGGAAGCAGCUUCACUGCAUCAAGGAGGGACCUCGCGGCCCCCAGAACUGUGCCCUGCUUCACAUGGAGGAGGAGAGGGGCAUCAUAUACUCCAGGACCACCGCUCAGUUGAAUGCCUGGCAGCUGGAGACUGGAGCUCUGCUCUUCUGCAUUGACUCGGAGACCGCUGUGUUCACUGUGAUCCCUGGGGGCGAUGAGCCUGGCAUAGCCCUUGCUGAAGGAGGCCUGCUCACAUUGUGGGACAGAGGCACUGGCCAGUUAGGAAUGACCUCUAAGCUCUGCCACCUGGGACGAGCCGUGCCCACAUGCACCCUGCCACUGAGAACACACAGGAGACUAGCAGCCGGGUUCAGCGAUGGAUCAAUUUCUACAGAUGGCAGGUUCGAUGCUCAGAAAGUUGCUUCUUCGAUUUCAUUUCUUGUUGUUGCUAAAGACGAGAGAUUCCUUUGUGCAGGCCAUGGCAGGAGUGUUGCAGUGUUCCAGUUAGACCCCUCCCUGAUGAAGCGAUGCUUUGUGAAUGACCUGGAGCAUGAAGACACUGCGCUGACAGCAGCUGUGGGCACCACACAAGGAGUUCUGAUCACAGGCUCAAAGAAUGAAGUGAUACGGGUGUGGAGUUUGUCCAGCGGUGUGCUGCUGGACUCGUUCUCUGGGAUGGGGGUCUCGGUCACUGCGCUGGUGUUGGUGGAGGACACUCUCAUCUCUGCUUCAAGACAUGCCUAUUACCUGAAGCUCUGGCAUCUUCAAUACGACCGGAGGAACAAGACCACUGCCCCUGUCCCCGCCUGCAGCCUGCUCACAGCCGUGUCACACCGCGGGGAGUAUGUGUACUUCCUGAAACCCGGAGACAGAAAGAAAGUUGUUGUGUGGGACUAUCUGCAAGGUUCUUCUGUUGAUACGAUUGACACAUCAGCAGAGGUGUGCUGUCUGGAAGUGGCUCAGCUGAAGAAACUGCUCUUCUGUGGAGUGCGAUCAGGAACAGUGCUGGUCUAUCCACUGGAAUUCAGACUCGACGCGAUGUGCAUUCCCCCACCAGAACCGCUCCAGAAGGUGUGCAGCAUUGGGCUCAGCAAACUGGAGGACAGGCUAGCUGUGGCAUACGAGGACACUAUACUUGUAUUUGACAUCAACCCUGGAAAGGAUUACCCAGUUAUCCCAGGGCCUAUUCACAAACUAACUGCCCCUCAGCACACUGUGUCCAGUAUUGCGGUGCUGUCAGACUGCAGUCUUCUCUGUGGCUUGGAGAGUGGGGAGGUGUCUUUCCUAAAGGACUCGAUUGCAGUUCCUCUUCAGGCCCACUCCAGUCAGAUCACUUGCCUAGCCAUCAGUAACCACGAAAUCCACGCGUUUGUAGGCUCUCAGGAUUCAAUACAAAGACUGUGGAACUUAAAACUGGGCCUGCUGGAUCAUGAGAUGAAAUACAAGAGCUUCUUUUUCGAGGGGAUUCUCUGCGCUGCGUUCUCUCAGGAUGAUCAGUAUGUUUACACUGGAUCCCAUGAUAGGUCCAUUAAAGUGUGGCACACUGGGAACGGGAGCCUGCUAGCAGUGCAGUAUGUCUACGCUUCAGUCCCCAGGAUAGUAGCCACGCCAGAGGGGUUCAUUGCAGUCUCACACCUGGGGUACAUAAUCAAGGAGAGAUUCAUCAGCCCCGAGAGAAUCCGAGCCCAGUACAACCCACUGCAGAACAGCAGAGACGAAUACACAGUGACCUCCAGAGAGAGAGCAGCUCUGCCACUCCUCAGAGCACCAGCACAGCAGGGCAAGAGCAACAAACCCACACCUCAGAGAUCUCAGUCAUGUGCUGUGUUAUGAGAAGCAAUGAGCACACACAGGGGGCCUCAUGUAAUAAUUAUUACAUGAGGCCUCAUGUAAUAAUCACACACAGGGGCCUCAUGUAAUAAUCACACACAGGGAAACAUAUAAUAAUCACACACAGGGGGCCUCAUGUAAUAAAUCACACACAGAGGAACAUGUAAUAAUCACACACAGAGGGGCCCUCAUGUCAUAAUCAGAUAACCAGAGACACAGGGACCUCAUGUAAUAAUUAUUUGUAUUAUUUGUUUAUUUAGCAGAC